UCAUUUUCACUUGUCAACAAAUAUGGCUACCUCAAGAGAUCUUCAACAUGAGAUCAAGGAGGCAGGUGAGAUGGUGGAGUACUGGAAGAGCCAGCGGCUGUCGGACAACCAGCGGGGGUUGUUGGAUGCCGUACGGAAGAGAAACCUGGAGAAGGUGAACCGACUGCUUGGGAAGGGAACUGAUCCCAACUUCAAAGAUGAUUCCAAUGCGUACCUACUGCACAUCAUCACUGGGAUGAACCAGCAGCAAGGGGUGACAAAAGACAUCCUGUCAUCAGUACUGUUUUUUGGCGCUGACGUAGAUGUGAGAGACAGAUUUGGUCGCUCACCGCUGCACAUUGCAUCCCGAAGCUUUGCUGAUUAUGUCCAGGCGCUCUUGGCCAUCGGCUGCGACGUCAAUACUCAGGAUAAUGCUGGUCGAACAGCGCUGAUGGAAGCCUGCAGCAGUGACAGCACUGUAGCAUUGAAUAUUGUGCAGAUGUUGCUGGAUCACACCUGUAAUGCAUUACUCAAGGACGAAGAUGGGUUUACAGCGUUACACUGCAUCUGUAAGAACUCCAAGCAGGGAAUCGUGGUGAGGAGAGAGAUAGUCUAUAAGCUGCUGCUCGCUGGCACAUCGGCAAUAGUCAAAGACAAGAGUGGUAAGAUGCCAUUGUGUUAUGAGCUCGACAAGUUUGUCAACUGCUCCCGGAGAAGGUUCACCGAUGCAGAGUUUGAGGUGGUGAUAAGUCUCAUCCAAGCCGGUGCCAACUAUACACGAAGAAACAAGAUGCACGAACGAUGGGUGAAAUAUGCCAUCAAUUUCUCACAACCGACUUUCCUCAAGAAGCUCCUGGAGUUGAUGCAUCCGGUGCUGAGUCUCGCCUCUCUCAAACAUCUGCGGAGAAUGUGUCCCCUAAUUGGGAAUGACGACCAGGACAUCACCAAGGAUAUUCAGUUGUGGAUAACUAGCGUAUCAUCUUUGAAGUCUCAGUGUAGGAUCGUGAUCCGAAGUGAACUGAAGGGAGACAUCCUGCUGAAAUCAGAACUUCUUCCUCUUCCAACGUAUCUCAAGAAAUAUUUGGUUUUAUCAAAUUGACGAUUUUGGCCUUGUAAAUUCCUAAUAUAUUUCCAGAGAUACAGAGGAAAAGGGUUUGUUUGUUCGUUGUUUUACGCCGCACUCAGCAAUAUUCCAGCUGUAUGAUGGUGGUCUGUAAAUAAUUGAGUCAGGAUCAGACAAUCCAAUGAUUGACUUCAUGAACAUCGAUCUCUGCAAUUGGGUUAGCUGAGGUGCAUCAACACGUCAGCCAGCCUUGACCACCCGAUCCCGUUGGUGCCUCUUAUGACAAGCAUGAGUUGCUGAAGACCAAUUCUAUCCCAGAUUUUUACAGCUCAUAGGAAAGUAGUAUCGAGAGAAAUAUGAAGUGUGUUGAAGGAAAUAUGACUGCAUCACUUGAAAACAAAGCUCAUAUACUGGUACUACUCAUCUGUUGAUAAUGAUAAUCAGAUAUGACAGAUAUGUUUCAAUAUACACUUGACAUUAAGAGAAUUGGUUUUAUCAUAGAAAGAUAAAACAAUAUCCCUACUAAAAGGGGAGUAGUUUCUUUUGGAGAAAAUAUAGAAUAGUUUGUUCUGUUGUUCAAUCAAACAGCUUCGUGAAACUUGCAACUUAAACAUACAGACUCAUGUCUUUGGUCUGAUUUUUUUAACAUUAGCUGGGGGUAGGGUCCGUGACAUAUUAUGUGGUGACAUUGUGUGCAAGUGAUGUAUUAUAUAUACAAAACAAAAAUAGUCGUCUUGUUAACUUUGUAAGGGACUCUAAUGAAAUGAAUUAAUGGUUCUUUAACAUGUCAUGUUGUGACCAGUGAAAUCAGAACAUUCACCGAUAUUGUCCAUCACUGCAGUUUUCCUGUCAGUGUUGAGUCCUGUGUGGAUUCCAGGGUAGAAUUGUUGCCAAGCCACCUGUUAUGAUCAAGGCGACCAAAUGGAUGGAUGCUGAGACUCGGUGACCUGGUUGAUUGUGUGCUCUUGUACCGGACAGGUUUGAACACUGCUCAUAUCAAUCACUGGUUUGUCAGGUCCGAGCUUGAAGACUUAGUGACUGCCGUCUUACAGCUGGAAUAUCUCGACUGCUGCGUUAGGAUGAAAGCAAACGAUAAUUGCAGUUUUCCUGUGGUGAUAAAAGCAAUAUGACCAACAAGCGAGUUGUUUCCCUUUGUGAGACUCAAAGCUGCUGUAAAAAUAUAUUUUUGACUUGGUGCUGGAUAAGACCUACCACGAAUACUUCACGGUCUUGUGUGCAGUACAUUCCUCUUGGACAAUAUGCAGAGUCAAUGACGUGAAACAUCACCAAGUAUUGAACUGACAUUAAAAAGAUAUCCAUGUAUAAUCAAACUGUUAAAAUACCUUGUAUUUAGCCUAUACAUCUGCAGGAGCAAUCUCUCAAACAAGUGUUUGUGGUGACAGACUUGAGUUUAUGUGAUGGACGAUUAUUCCAUGGCUCAGUCCUGUUGUGUUGAAUAUAUUUGUGUAACAUUGUCGGCCGGUGUUGAUAAAAGCCAUUUACAUCAGCACUUAAGACUUACUGAUUUGACAAAUCUAUUGCUAAAGAGAGGGACGAAGCGUUGUGUUCACUUGGGAGAGGACGCCCAUAGAUUGUUACCGUCAAGUAUGUUAAUGACAUAUUAAAGAUGCUUCAAUUUUUGAAA
Molecule: messenger RNA, 2687 nt
Organism: Haliotis rufescens (red abalone)
Lineage: Eukaryota; Metazoa; Mollusca; Gastropoda; Lepetellida; Haliotidae
Product: serine/threonine-protein phosphatase 6 regulatory ankyrin repeat subunit C-like
Exons: 6
Coding region: 23-1078 (351 amino acids)
Biological process (GO): intracellular signal transduction
Molecular function (GO): protein binding
Source: RefSeq, a predicted model, not a curated record